AUGGGCCAAGGGAGAGCCGUCGCGUUGCUGCUUCUCCUAUCUGUUCUGUGGGUCUCCUGCAGAGACGCCGCGGAAGCUGAGGAGGGCGGCGGCGCCGCCGUGGAGAUGUUCGAGCGGUGGAUGGAGAGGCACCGCAAGGUGUACGCCCACCCGGAGGAGAAGGCCCGGCGGUACGGCAACUUCGUCAGGAACCUCGAGUUCGUGAGGCGGCGGAACGAGGCCAGAGCGGCGGCGGCAGGCUCGCCUGGGCACGCCGUGGGGCUGAACGUGUUUGCAGACCUGAGCAACGAGGAGUUCAAGGAGAUGUACUCCUCGAGGGCGUUGAGGACGGCCAUCCAGGAGAGGAGGUCGAGGAAGCGGCUGGUGGAGAAGGUCGCCGGCGAGGCGGCGGCGUGCGAGGCGCCGACUUCCCUGGACUGGAGGAACAGGGGCGCCGUCACCGCGGUGAAGGACCAGGGCCAGUGCGGUAACGCGAUUCUCCGCUGAUCACCUGCUGGUUUUUUCCGAGUCCUGGGGAAAGGAGAUCUAGAAAUGGUGAUCUGCAGGGAGCUGCUGGGCGUUCUCCUCCACCGGAGCCAUGGAGGGGAUCAACGCCAUCACCACCGGGGACCUCGUCAGCCUCUCCGAGCAGGAGCUCGUCGACUGCGACGCCACCAACGAUGGCUGCCAAGGCGGGUACAUGGACUACGCCUUCGAGUGGGUCAUCAACAAUGGCGGAAUCGACUCCGAGACCAACUAUCCUUACACAGGCGUGGACGGCGUCUGCAACACCACCAAGGUCUCUCUCUCUUUCUCUCCCUCUCUCUCUCUCUCUCUCUCUCUCUCUCUCUCUCUAACUGUGUUCUAAUGGCCUCAGGAAGAGAUGAAGGUGGUGUCGAUCGACGGGUACGAGGACGUCGCCGCCAACGGGGAAGCACUCCUCUGCGCUGUCCUCCAGCAGCCGGUCAGCGUGGGGAUCGACGGAUCAUCAUUGGACUUCCAGCUGUACACCGGAGUAAGAUCUUGGAGCUCGUAUCCCAGGAAUUCGGGCGAAAUGAUCGAACUUUUCAACGAGAUGGGCUGACUUUUUGAAUAAUCAUGGAACACUCAGGGAAUCUACGACGGCGACUGCUCGGACAAUCCGGACGACAUCGACCACGCGGUGCUGAUCGUCGGCUACGGGGAGCAGGGAGGAGAAGACUACUGGAUCGUGAAGAACUCGUGGGGCACGAGCUGGGGCAUCCUUGGUUACAUAUACAUCAAGAGGAACACCGAGCUGCCCUACGGCGUCUGCGCCAUCGACGCCAUGGCCUCCUACCCCACCAAGAAUUCGGGAUCCGCCUCCCCACCGUCGCCGGCGGUGAUGCCGCCACCUCCUCCUCCUCCUCCUCCUCCUCCUCCUCCGGCGAGCCCUUCGCCGUCCCAGUGCGGGGACUACUCCUACUGCCCAGCGGACGAGACCUGCUGCUGCAUCCUUGAUCUCGGCAGCUACUGCCUCAUCUACGGCUGCUGUUCUUACGAGAACGCCAUCUGCUGCGCCGGCACGAGCUACUGCUGUCCUCAGGACUACCCGAUCUGCGACGUACCAGAUGGCCUCUGUCUCCAGGUCUCGAUCAUCUUUCUCUCUCUCUCCCCCCCCCCCCCCGCGGCAGUGAAGCCUGCAAGUUCUUGCAGUUUCUCAUGCCUGUGGUCUUCUUCUGGUCUCUUCCUCCUCGCAGAACGCAGGAGACGUCGUGGGGGUGGCGGCGAAGCGGCGGACGCUGGCCAAGCACCGAUUCCCGUGGACGAUAACCAGCGGCGCCGCCGGACGGCACAGGCCAUUGCUGUGGAAGGGAGAUGGAUUUGCGGCCCAACGUUGAAGAUGACGGAAACCCCUUUCCGGGUUUCGAUCACGAAUAAAUGA
Molecule: messenger RNA, 1882 nt
Organism: Spirodela intermedia
Lineage: Eukaryota; Viridiplantae; Streptophyta; Magnoliopsida; Alismatales; Araceae
Source: the annotation of a GenBank genome assembly